GGUCGCGCCGCCUGUCAGGGAUGCGCAAUCGAUGCACAGGGCGAUUUCAUUGUCAAAAGAGCCACUCUGAACAAUGCUAUGAUUAUCAGCUCACCAGAUAUUUCUCGCAUAAUUGACUGACAUCCGGCGAGCAUCCAGUAAUAACUGCCGUGCCCCUGGUCGAGGUGUUCGUGUUGGAGGCGCGACACGAUGUCCUCCCCCGCCUGGGACUUUUCACCGGAUUGACCGACCUGCGCGAUAAAAACCUCUUGUCCACAGUCCCCUCCUCCCCCUUAUCUGGUAAAGUUUUGUUGACGGUCCUAACGGACUGGGUGCACAGAGCAAUUGCCUCUCAACAGUGUUGAAAACGUCCCACUGCACGACGACAGAUCCAACAUGCAUCUGUAGCACCCUCGCUGGCAGGAGCUUUGGGCAUGUCGGCGCUGAUCAUGGUCAGUUUACGAGUGGUCCAGCGUGUUUGGAUCAAGAAGUCGUUUGGAUGGGACGAUGGACUGAUCUUGAUGGGGUUUGCCUGCGCCGUGCCUCUCAAUGUACUCGCGUUUCCCUUACAAGCAUAUGACCUGGGAACAAAUAUCACCAUCUGCUUCGGCGUCUUCAACACCCUCGUCAUGAUCUUCCAGUGCACGCCCGUCGAUUACUUCUGGACGAGCUGGACGGGCGAGACGAGCGGUACCUGCAUCGAUAUAAACGUCAUGUUUUAAUCACGAUUGUAAGCUGUUUACGCCUGCAUGCUAAUAUCAAUCCAUCAAUC
Molecule: messenger RNA, 751 nt
Organism: Aspergillus candidus
Lineage: Eukaryota; Fungi; Ascomycota; Eurotiomycetes; Eurotiales; Aspergillaceae
Exons: 3
Source: RefSeq, a predicted model, not a curated record